Stylonychia lemnae is the source of this 3084-nucleotide messenger RNA. The record is from the annotation of a GenBank genome assembly. Lineage: Eukaryota; Ciliophora; Spirotrichea; Sporadotrichida; Oxytrichidae.
AUGCAAACAGAUCCUAGUGAUCAAAGCUUAUUUGAGUAACAGAUUUAUAGCCGAAUAACAAUUUUUAGUCCAGAUAAAUUGCAAUUCAAGACUUGGACAAAAUCAAGUCAGAACGAUUUCCAAGUUAGAGACCAUUAAAGAAAUUCAAUUGAGAGAAAAAAGCAUCAGUUUACCGAUCAAUUAUUCCAUCCUCAUAUGGAUUUAUCAACUUAGAUCGAGAGUAUGUUUCAUUAAAGUUCUUGCAUUGCUAAUUAAGAAAAAGUUAAUGCUCUCCUUAAUUCUAUAAUUAUUGAGGAAAACAGAAAUCGCUAUCCAUCUCAAAGAAAAGUGUUUCCUAAAACUACUAAUAAUACUAAUACCAAUACUACAACAUUAACUGCUAAUAAAAAUUUGUAUAAUACUAAUGUAAUCUUGCCCAAGGAAAAGAUUAAGAGUGGAUCAAGAUAAAAAUCGAACAACGGAAAGAAUAAAGAAAAUAAGUUUAAGAACUCCAACAAAGGUCUUAAUAAGAUUUAAACUGAAGUAUAAUUGAAUAAUAUCAAGGCAUUAACUAAAAAUAAUAGAAAUCAUCAGAAUAACAAGACUCAGAAUAUUAUAUUCAAUCCUCACAUACCUCUGACUUAAGAAACUUUUUCUCCUAAAAGAUAAAAUGACUCUAAAAAUCAAACUCUGAAUAGGAUUAUGUCAAAUAAUGGCUUGAUAAAAUCUAAGGCUUAGUUAUUAGAAAGUAGACCGCUAAGUCCAAUUUCAAAUCCAACUUCUGAUGGAAAUUAAUGGUUGAUAAGUGAGAAAUCUUGUAUGUUUUAAGAUCAAGCAUUACAUUAAAGAUCACAAUAUUUUUCCCCAAACCAAGAAAAGUAGAAGUACUCCACAAAUGAUAAUUAAAGAAUGCCUUAAAGUCAUAUAAAUGUAAGGGAACUUGACAGAACUAACUCAAGAGAUAUUGAGUUAAGAAAAAAACCAUAAUGCUAAAAUCAUUCUUAAGCCCCUUAAACUGUGAAAAAUUAUAAUGCUAUCCAACAAAUGAGACAAAUUCAAUAGUCUCAAUAAUAGCAUUUUUAAUAAUUACCUUCAAAUCUCUAAUCUUGUAACUAGCAAAGUGAUUAAUGUGAAAGAUGUCUCAAAUUGGAAAAUAAAAUAGUUAGAAUAGCUGUUUAGCUUGACUAAUUGCAGUUAAGUAAUACAAAUGACUCUCUUGAAAUGUUAGAGCUAAUUUCAAAUACAAUAAUAGAAUUUAAACUUUAAAAGCACUAGCAUGAGCAAGAUAAGAUCAAACUUUAAUAAGAUGUUGAAAAACUGAUUCAAAAUUAAGAAUCGUUUGAGCUCAGAGUAAAGGAAAUGGACGAUGUAUUUGGAUUAUUAAUGAAGGAAAAAGAAAGACUUAAAUUAAAGAAGCAAGAGAUAGAUCAAUUGCUAAGCUAGAGAUAAGAUACUCUGACAGCUUAUAAAAAGGAAUUGCAAGAAUUAAGAGAUAAUUCCAAAGAGCUAAAAGUUGAAAUAAGAAGAGUUGUAGAGAAGGAGGUAAAGGAAACUAUUUACAGGAAAUAUAGGGACAGAGAUUAUAUCUUCGAUUAUCCAUGCCAAAUAAAUGCUGAUAGUAAUAAUCGAUCGAAAUAAGAUAAAGGAGAGUAAUUACCUUCGGCAGAGAUAAAGAAAAGGGAGAGUGAAUUAGAUAAAAAGGAAAGCAAACUGUAUGAAUGGGAGGCUUAAUUAUUUGAGAGAAAAUUAAAGAUUGAUAAUCAAGAUGAACAGCUUAAAGGUAAAAUGGAAAAGAUGACUGCUCAGAAGUCAGAAAUUCAACAAAAUCUUAAGAAACUUCAAAUCCUAACAAAAGACUAUGAGGCUAUACUUUAAAAAGAAUAUGAGAUGACAAAACUAGCCGAAGAGAUUAGAACUUCAAAGCAAUUGGUUGAAACUUAAAAAUAAGAACUUGAACGUACUCAUAGACAAAUCAUGACCUAAAGAGAAUAUCUUUAACGUGAAAAACUAGAUGGGGACAAAGUUGAUAAAUAUAUACAAAGAGUUAAGGAUUAGACAUAGAUGAUAGUAGAGGACAAUAUGAGUUAUCUUGAAAGAGAAAGAAAUAAAUGUUUGACUAGGAUGAAAGAAGCAGAUGAAUUGAAAAAUAUACUCACUACAGAAAAGAAUAGAUGGUCUCAAGGUGUCAAUGAUUAAUAAAAGAAGCUAUAAACUUUGGUAGACGAGAAAAGAGAAUAGGUCUUAGUCAUGGAAGUUAGCAUGAGAUAGCAAAUCAAAGAAAUUAGAGAGAGGCAAGAAUAACAAGAAAAGAGAGAGAAGGAACUAGAAGAUAAGUUUAGAUAGUAAUAAAGAGAAAUUGACUAGGAGAAAUAAGAACUGCAAAGAGAAAAAGAGGAUGUGAAAUGUCUGAUUCUUGAACUAGAAGAAAAGACAAGCAUAAGAUCUGGGAAUAAAAACAAUAAAAAGAAGUAUAAAAAGACUAACAUGCCCAGAUAAAUGCCUAAUCAAUAAGAAAUCGAUCACAAAGAGAACACCAAUACUUUCGAAUAUAUGCUGAACCCUUAGUAAAACACUAAAAGUUAUUAGAAUGCAAAUAGUAGCAAUAAUAAUUUUAUUGAUGAGAGCAAAUCCCACACUUAUCAGGGCCAAUAUUAGCCUUAGUUAUCUCAAUAACCUUCUUAGACAAUGAAAAAGUCAGCUAAUAUGCAAAAUUUCAACUUAGACGAUGAUGAGCUUAUGCUUUUGGAUGUACCUUAGUACUCAUAAACCUAAUAGAGUAAAACCCCUCAAAUAAAUAGAAAGAAUAGUGGAAUGCCACCGAAGCCUCCCAGUUCUACGCUCUCACAAUCAACUAAUAAGCUAUUUAGAAAAGAUAGUAAGAGUCAAUUGAGUAAUGGAAAGUCAAGUUAGAAUGACUUGAGUAUUGAUUAGGAUUAAUAGUUAGAACAGUUACUGAUGAUGAGUCAGACUAAUACAGAAGUCAUUAAGGAGACUAAAGACUUCUUUGGAAAAGAUACAAAUUUAUUUUAAUUCGAUCAGUAUUUGGCUUCAAGCUAGAAUGAUAUGAGCCUACUCAACGAUGAUGACGAUAUUAAUUUCAAUUGA